This is a messenger RNA of Manihot esculenta (cassava), 1494 nucleotides long. RefSeq lists its product as uncharacterized. The transcript has 5 exons. NCBI's taxonomy places the organism in Eukaryota, Viridiplantae, Streptophyta, Magnoliopsida, Malpighiales, Euphorbiaceae. Bases 289 to 1212 code for a protein of 307 amino acids. The record is from RefSeq and is a predicted model, not a curated record.
UAAAAUUAUUUUAUUUUGCUUAUUUAAUUAAAAAUAUAAAAUAUUUUAAUUACAAAAAAAUAAAAAUAAAUAAUAUUAUAUUAAUUAAUAAAGGGAACCCUAUCAAUUAGUGGCGGCAAUAUAAUGAUAAGCUUUUUGGCUUGGGGGGAAUGAAAACCUUAAAAUUAAAAAUUCCCUCCUUACAGCCGCUACUGAUUCAUUCUCACUCAUGAUUCAUUCAGUUUUCAAUUUCUGUCCACUAUCAAAAGGAGAAGCUCCCACUAUCAAAUCCAAUCAGAAGCAAACAUCAUGGCUCGACGAUGCAAGUUGCGGAAAGGGAAUUCCAUCAAUAUUAACUUGGAAAAUGAGACUGAAAAUAAUGUUAACCAGAACUUUCAAGAAACUCAAGAGUUAUACCAAAAUCAGGCUUCAAAUUUUCAAGGGAAUACUAGUCAGAAGACAAUGAGGUAUCAUUAUGAAGGUCAUUUUAUAUUUUCACCAAAUAGAAUAUAUGAAAAUGGUAGGUUCAUGGAGAAACCUAAUUUUGAUGUUGAUUUCAUCUCAUUUUUUGAUAUAUUGGAUGACUUGAAAAAGGAUUGUGGAUUUGAUGUUAUAAAAGGAGAUAAAUUUUAUUACUUGAAGGCUGAUAAAUCUCUUAGUGAUCUUGAUGCAUUGAUAGAGGUUAAAGAUGAUACAGAUGUGAAAAAUAUGAUGGAUAGUUAUAAGAAGUUCCCUUCGAAACCCAUUGAUAUAUACACUCUAUUUCGAGAUUAUGAUAUUUUACCAAAUGGACUUGGUGACGAGCUACCCGCAGUUACUGUUGAUCACACUUCUAAUCAACUUCAAAAUCCAAAUGCAACUGCAGCAACAGGUUCCAAUAUAAUUAAAAGAAAAACUAGAGGACCAACACGAUGCUUGAAAAUCACACAAUUGGAGAAUGGACAAAAAUUGCCAGUAGAAUUUGAUGAAGAUGAUCAAGCUAUUGGUGAUAAUGCUACUGCAUUUGUUUGGUUUUUAGGACAAAUUAUUAGAAGUGUGUCGUGUUGUCCAUUGCAAGUGAAACAAUGGAAUAAGAUUACCGAUGAUAAGCUCGACCUUAUGUGGUCUACCAUAUUAGUACGAAAAUUUAUAUUAAAUUACAUCCAUUAUAAAAUGAUUAUAAUUUUUUUAGUUCUAUUAAGUAUCAUAAUAUUUAUUUCUUACUUCUUUCCUAAAAGGAAAGUUCACUUUUGAGUAUUCUGAUGCAAGAAAGGGAGCAAUUUUCGGUCAUAUGAAUGCAUUAUAUAGGAAUUAUAGGCAUAAGUUGAAGAAGUACUUUGAUUCAAAGGCAACUUAUUCACUUCGUCUCCGAAACAAGCCUAAGGAUAUGGAUGUAAAAGAUUGGAAGUAUUUGGUUAAUCUUUGGACAGAAAAUGCAUUUCAGAGAGAAGCAACAAAAAUAAGACAAAUAGAUGCAAGCGUUUUAUGCCGCCAUACACGGGGACAAAAAGCUUUGCUUGGCUGAGAGAUCAUAUG